UUUAUAUCAACGUCGUCUCCAACACCGAACACGAGGCUGAAUCUGAAAAAAAAAAAAAAUCAGAAAGUAAGCUGACAAAAAAAAUUUCCCAACAACCUGGAACGUAUGUUUUGUUGUUCUAUCAUCAAUAAGUGAUUAAUUAAUAAAUAAAUUUUUGAAUAAAAAACGUAAUCAUGGAGGAUUGGGAAACUGCUGAUAUUGAUGUUAAACUGCAGCAAGCCUUGAGAACCAACAAGUGGGAGGGUGAAGACGAAGAAGAAGACGUCAAGGACAGCUGGGAAGACGAAGAAGAUGAUGAAAAAAAAGAUAUUGAAAAAGCAUCAGAGGCUCCAAAAGCCAAACCAAAACCCAAAAAAAAAAUUCAUGAAAAAAUUGAAGAAAGAGAAAAAAAAGAUCGUGAAGAAGCUGAAAAAAGAGCACGUGAAAAAGAAGAAGCAAUGACACCUGAAGAAAGAACUGCUGAAAAAUUGAGAAGACAAAAAAUGGCUGAGGAAGCUGAUCUUCGACUUGCAAUGGAGACAUUCGGUGUUGUUGCAAUUGAUGCAAUGUUACCAGACACAAAGGAAGAUUUUGAACAAUUUGGUGAAGCACUUUAUUCAAAAAUAAAUUCAUUCAACAAACAUCCAGAGUAUCCAGUAUUUGCUGAAGAAUUGAUAAAUCGUAUAGCAAUAACUUUACCAGGUGCAAGUUUGAAAAAAUUAAAAACAUCAAUUGAUAAUUUGGCAAUAGCCAAGACAAAAAUUGAACAAGGUAGUAAAAGUAAAAAAAAUAAAGGUAAAGGAAAAGCAUCAUUAAAAAUGGAUGGUGACAGUAGUCAUAUUAAUGAUCAUCAAUAUGAUACUUAUACUUAUGACAAUGAUUAUGAUGAAUUUAUGUAGCAGAUAUCAAUUUAAUUUUAUCAUUGUUUAUCAUUGUUUAUCAUCUAGUCGGCUUUACACACUUUUAAAAUUUUACCAUUUUUAAGAAAAAAAAAAAAACAGCUCACAACAAUAGUUGACUCACACAAAACAAUAAAAAAUGCUUUAUUAUUUAUUUUUUAUUUCAAAUUGAUAAAAUUAAAGCUAUAUGUAGGUAUACAAAUGAUAAAUAAUUUGAAUGUGUGUAUAGACGACAAUUUCUUAUUAAUAAAUAAAUAAAUAAAUAAUUGAAAAAAAAUAAAAUUUUAUU
Messenger RNA from Aphidius gifuensis, 1167 nucleotides. It is a transcript of the gene eIF3j, whose product is annotated as eukaryotic translation initiation factor 3 subunit J. Gene Ontology annotation, cellular component: eukaryotic translation initiation factor 3 complex; cytoplasm. The transcript is spliced from 6 exons. Bases 174 to 878 code for a protein of 234 amino acids. Lineage: Eukaryota; Metazoa; Arthropoda; Insecta; Hymenoptera; Braconidae. Gene Ontology annotation, molecular function: translation initiation factor activity. The record is from RefSeq and is a predicted model, not a curated record.